CCUACCAUGAAUUGUUCUGGUUGGGACUGACAUACGAAAGUCCUUCUGAGGGCUUCACUUGGAGUGAUGGCUCUCCUGUUUCCUAUGAAAACUGGGCUUAUGGAGAACCUAAUAAUUAUCAGAAUGUUGAAUUUUGUGGUGAGAUGAAAGGUGACCCUGGUAUGCCCUGGAAUGAUAUUAAUUGUGAACACCUUAACAACUGGAUUUGCCAGAUACGUAAAGGUAGGGUCCCCUUAAACUUCAUCACCUUUUUAAAUUUUUCAGAUCCACCAGUCACUGAAGAUGGGUGGGUUAUUUACAAAGACUACCAGUAUUAUUUUAGCAAAGAGAAGGAAACCAUGGAAAAUGCACGAGCAUUUUGCAAGAGGAAUUUUGGUGAUCUUGUUUCUAUUCAAAGUGAAAGUGAAAAGAAGUUUCUAUGGAGAUAUGUAAACAGGAAUGAUGCACAGUCAGCGUAUUUUAUUGGCUUAUUGAUCAGCUUGGAUAAAAAGUUUGUUUGGAUGGAUGGAAGCAAAGUGGAUUAUGUCUCUUGGGCCACAGGUGAACCCAAUUUUGCAAAUGAAGAUGAAAACUGUGUAACCAUGUACUCCAACUCAGGGUUUUGGAAUGACAUUAAUUGUGGUUAUCCAAAUGCCUUCAUUUGUCAGCGACAUAACAGCAGCAUCAAUGCCACCACAGUUGCACCUACCAUGACCCCAGGCCCAGCAGGUUGUACGGAAGGUUGGAGUUUUUACAAUAACAAGUGUUUCAAAAUAUUUGGAUUUGUUGACGAAGAGAGAAAAAAUUGGAUGGAUGCACGAAAAGCUUGCAGAGAAUUUGGAGGAAAUCUGGUAUCCAUACACAGUGAAAGAGAGCAAGCAUUUCUAACCUAUCAUAUGAAGAACUCCACUUUAAAUACAUGGAUUGGGCUGAAUGAUAUCAAUUCAGAGCACACUUUCCUUUGGACGGAUGGGCGAGGAGUUCAUUAUACAAACUGGGGGAAAGGUUACCCCGGUGGAAGAAGAAGCAGUCUUUCUUAUGAAGAUGUGGACUGUGUCGUUAUUCUUGGAGGCAAAUUAAGGGAAGCAGGAAAAUGGAUGGAUGAUAACUGUGACAGUAAACAAGGCUAUAUAUGCCAGAAACCUUCUGACCCUUCCUUGCCUAAUUCUCAAGCAACAGUUCCAACAAAUGGCUUUAUUACAUAUGGUAAAAGCAGCUAUUCACUCAUAAAAUUAAAGGUACCAUGGUACGAUGCAGAGAAAUAUUGCAAGGCUCACGAUUCCCUUAUUGCUAGCAUUCUGGACUCCUACGAUCAGGCAUUUGUGUGGAUGCAAAUGCAAUCGUCUAGUGAACCUGUGUGGAUCGCCCUGAACAGUAACUUGACCAGUAAUGAAUACAUGUGGACUGACAAAUGGCGCAUGAGGUACACUAAUUGGGCUACUGAUGAACCCAAACUGAAAUCGGCGUGUGUUUAUGUGGACCUUGAUGGCUACUGGAAGACAGCAUAUUGCAAUGAAAGUUUUCAUUUUCUCUGCAAAAGAUCAGAUGAAACACCUUCCACUGAACCCCCACAAAUGCCUGGCAGAUGCCCAGAAUCAGAGCACACAGCAUGGAUUCCUUUCCAUGCUCACUGCUACUAUAUUGAGUCCUCAUAUACAAGAACCUGGGGUCAGGCUUCUCUGGAAUGUCUUCGAAUGGGUUCCACUCUGGGAAUGUGGCUCUGGAUAAACGACAAUGCAGUCUCUUUUGUCAACUGGAACACAGGAGAUCCCUCUGGUGAACGAAAUGAUUGUGUAGCUUUAUAUGCAUCUUCUGGGUAUUGGCAUAAUAUUCACUGUUCUGGCUACAAAGGAUAUAUUUGUAAAAGACCAAAAAUUAUUGAUGCUGAACCUACUCAUACAUCAGUUACAACAAAAGCUGACUCAAGGAAGAUGGAACCUUCCAAACCAUCUUCCAGCAAGGCAGGAGUAGUGGUCGUUGUGAUCCUCCUGAUUCUAAUGGGUGCUGGCCUCGCCGCCUAUUUCUUUUACAAGAAAAGACGUGUGCACUUACCUCAAGAGGGCACCUUUGAGAACACUCUCUAUUUUAACAGUCAAUCAAGUCCAGGAACUAGUGACACAAAAGUUCUUAUGGGCAACAUUGAACAAAAUGAACAGGCAGUCAUCUAGUAUCAUAAUGUGAUUUUAAUAUGUUUGAAUUUCGUAAAAUUGUAAUUGAAAUGUUAAAUUCUUUAAUUCGAUGUGAUUGUUUCCUUUAAAAUUAGUACUGUAUUGUGCAUUGUACCAGUCUGUCCUUUUCUUUUGCCUAAUUGAAGAAAUUGCUCGUUUUCUAACCUGGCAAAAUAUUUUUACAAAAGAGGGAUGGUAAUAUUUACCACUAAUUUUUAAAAUAUCAUAAGUGAAUUCAGCACUACAAGAUCGACUUUUAAGCAUCAUUAAGGUGUAGCUAGUGUCAACUUCAUGCAGAUUCCAAGAGCUCUAGAAACAACCAACUAAACCUCUUGAAAUAGUUUGAGCUCCCAAAGGUAUGUUACCUACUGAAUUGAAAUUCAGCCAUUAGAAGACCAUGGUAAAAAUCAAUACAAAUAACCUCUAGUGGCAUAAAAAUUUAGUCAGUUUUCUCUUUUACCAGUCUGGAUUUCCACUCUAAUUAUUUAGAAUUGUAUUUGCAUUUGUGCAGAAAAAUAAGGCAGCAGAGAGCAUCUUGCUUUCCCCAAGCAGGGUUUUAAAGGCUGAGUAUUUCUAAUGUGUUCCUUGUCCUGUUAUUUGUAUAUCAGGAAUGCAGAGAUGUGAAUUAAAAAUGUAAAUUUGCAUAACUGGAUGUACUUAGAUAAUGUGAAAUAAACAUUAAAGACAACGUUUAUUUUUAACAGAUUUGCAUUUUUGUGAUCUUGGUUAGUGUAAAUUUGCUUUUAAAUGAGAUUUAUUUAUCCAUUUACCUUAUACUUAACUUUACUCCUAAAAUAAACAAUGUUAUUAGCAGAUGAA
Galeopterus variegatus (Sunda flying lemur) is the source of this 2966-nucleotide messenger RNA. Its product is annotated as macrophage mannose receptor 1-like. Bases 144 to 2147 code for a protein of 667 amino acids. Gene Ontology annotation, cellular component: plasma membrane. Gene Ontology annotation, molecular function: signaling receptor activity. The record is from RefSeq and is a predicted model, not a curated record. The transcript has 17 exons. Lineage: Eukaryota; Metazoa; Chordata; Mammalia; Dermoptera; Cynocephalidae. Gene Ontology annotation, biological process: receptor-mediated endocytosis.